CGAGGCUUUCUCCCCACCGAGGGGUUCGCCGUUGAGGCCUUGCCGGCUUUUCUGCUUCUGCCUGAGGUAGCGAGGGCAGCGGAGAGGAGUUCGUUGCUGAGGUAAUGGCGACGGCGGGAGAGGCCUCUCACUGUUCGGCAGAGGAAAACGUGGCGGGUGACAGAGCCCGCGGCGCGGCGGAGCCGCCAGCCCCUCUCCCGCUGCGCACCGAGCUGAGCCGGCUGGACAUCCAGCGCUACUCCCGGCAGCUGGUCCUCCCGGAGCUGGCCGUGCGCGGGCAGCUGCGGCUGUCGGGCUGCUCGGUGUUGGUGGUGGGCUGCGGCGGGCUGGGCUGCCCGCUGGCGCAGUACUUGGCCGCUGCGGGCGUGGGUCGCCUGGGGCUGGUCGACCACGACGUGGUAGAGCUGAACAACCUCCACAGGCAGGUGUUGCACCGGGAGAGCCGCGUGGGCAGCCCCAAAGCCCAGUCUGCGGCCGCAGCCUUGAAGGAGCUCAAUUCCGCGGUGCAGUGUGUGCCCUACGAGCUGGUGCUGAGCCCCGCCACUGCCCUGCAGCUGGUCAGAGCGUACGACAUCGUGGCCGACUGUUCCGACAACGUGCCCACCCGCUACCUGGUCAACGACGCCUGCGUGCUGGCCGGGAAGCCCUUGGUGUCCGCCAGUGCCCUGCGGCUGGAAGGACAGCUGGUGGUGUACAACUUUCAAGGCGGUCCCUGCUAUCGCUGCCUCUUCCCCAAGCCUCCUCCGCCAGAGACAGUCACAAACUGUGCGGAUGGCGGGGUCUUGGGUGUGGUGCCCGGCAUCCUUGGCUCCCUCCAGGCUUUGGAAGUGCUCAAGAUUGCUUCUGGGAUGGGCACCCCGCUCAGCCAGUCUAUGCUGCUCUUUGAUGGCCUUGAAGGAAGAUUUCGCUACAUCAAGCUAAGGCCCAGGGAUCCAGACUGCUUGGUUUGUGGUGACCAUCCCUCUGUGACUGCCCUACAAGAUUACGAAAUGUUCUGUGGGUCAUUGGCUACAGACAAGUGUCGGACGUUACACCUGUUGAGUAGUGAAGAGCGAAUAUCAGUAGAAGAGUACAAAAAGAUACUAGACAGCCAGGUACUUCAUAUACUGGUAGAUGUCCGCCCACUAGUGGAAGUGGACAUAUGCCGCUUGCCACAGUCGCUAAGUGUGCCGCUAAGUAAACUAGAAGGAAAAGAUGAAGAAUAUCUGAAAUCACUUUGUCAUAGGAUCUGUGAAGCAAAGCAGAAGACUAAAGACAAUGUGGCAUUCCCUGUUUAUGUUGUCUGUAAAUUAGGGAAUGACUCACAGAAGGCUGUGAGAAUAUUACAGGGAUUGUCUUAUGAUGGACUAGGCUUAAUUUCUUUUAAAGAUAUCAAAGGAGGACUGAUGGCUUGGGCUAAAAAAAUUGACCAAGAGUUCCCUCAGUACUAAUAUUUCUUAAUAGUAAUAAUAUAAUGAGUUGCAUUAAUAACUGAACUGGUUGAAAAGAUUUUAAUUUUAUACAUUUUUCUACACGUCUUCAUAAUGUUUGAAAAAAUACUGGAAAAUAAACUUUUAUAAAAGAUAAAGCAUGGGUGCUUCACUGUUAUUAAAGGAACUCACUUUCGU
Molecule: messenger RNA, 1607 nt
Organism: Varanus komodoensis (Komodo dragon)
Lineage: Eukaryota; Metazoa; Chordata; Lepidosauria; Squamata; Varanidae
Gene: MOCS3
Product: molybdenum cofactor synthesis 3
Exons: 1
Coding region: 105-1430 (441 amino acids)
Biological process (GO): tRNA wobble position uridine thiolation; protein urmylation
Cellular component (GO): cytosol; cytoplasm
Molecular function (GO): thiosulfate-cyanide sulfurtransferase activity; URM1 activating enzyme activity; adenylyltransferase activity
Source: RefSeq, a predicted model, not a curated record